Psammomys obesus (fat sand rat) is the source of this 1263-nucleotide messenger RNA. Its product is annotated as lipase maturation factor 1. The annotation marks the transcript as partial. NCBI's taxonomy places the organism in Eukaryota, Metazoa, Chordata, Mammalia, Rodentia, Muridae. Gene Ontology annotation, biological process: protein maturation. Gene Ontology annotation, cellular component: endoplasmic reticulum membrane. The transcript is spliced from 9 exons. The record is from RefSeq and is a predicted model, not a curated record.
AGAAAAAACUCUGCGAGGGCUUGCCUUGUGUGUUGGGGAUGGGAGUCACAGCUGCUGGAAACAGGAUUCCUGGGAAUCUUUCUGUGUCCUCUCUGGACGCUGUCCCGCCUCCCCAAGCACACCGCCACAUCCCGAGUUGUCCUGUGGGGCUUCCGCUGGCUGAUCUUCAGGAUCAUGCUUGGAGCGGGUCUAAUCAAGAUCCGUGGGGACAAGUGCUGGCUGGACCUGACCUGCAUGGACUUCCACUAUGAGACUCAGCCAGUGCCCAACCCAAUGGCCUACUACCUGCACAGGUCGCCCUGGUGGUUCCAUCGCUUUGAGACACUCAGCAACCACUUCGUGGAGCUUCUUGUGCCUUUCUUCCUGUUCCUCGGGCGCCGGAUGUGCAUUCUUCAUGGGGUGCUGCAGAUCCUUUUCCAGGUGAUCCUCAUCAUCAGUGGGAAUCUGAGCUUCCUGAACUGGCUCACCAUCGUGCCCAGCCUCGCCUGCUUCGAUGAUGCAGCUCUGGGAUUCCUAUUUCCCUCAGGACCUCAAGGCCUAAAGAACCAAGUGCUGGAGAUGCAGAGAGAAGAUACACAAGGGGUCCAGCCCAAGCCAAGAUAUGGCUGCUUGGUGCGGCGAGUGGUCAACGUCUCCCUGGGCAUCCUGGUGGCCUGGCUCAGCGUGCCUGUGGUUAUCAACCUACUAAGCUCCAGGCAGGUCAUGAACACCUCCUUCAACCCACUCAGGAUCGUCAAUACCUACGGGGCCUUUGGAAGCAUCACCAAGGAACGGACUGAGGUAAUCCUGCAAGGCACAGCUAGCCCCAAUGCCAGUGCGCCUGAUGCGGUGUGGGAGGACUACGAGUUCAAGUGCAAACCAGGCGACCCCUGGAGGCGGCCAUGCCUCAUCUCUCCCUACCACUACCGCCUGGACUGGCUAAUGUGGUUCGCAGCUUUCCAGACGUAUGAGCAAAAUGAGUGGAUCAUUCACCUGGCGGGUAAACUCCUAGCUGGUGACGCUGAGGCCCUGUCCCUGGUGGCCCUCAAUCCCUUUGAGGGCAGGACUCCCCCCAGGUGGAUUCGAGGAGAACACUACCGGUACCGGUUCAGCCCCCCGAGUGGCCAGCACGCUGCCCAGGGCAAGUGGUGGAUACGCAAGCGGAUCGGCCCUUACUUCCCCCCACUCCGCCUCGAGGAUUUGAAGGACUACUUUAGGUCUCGGGAGUGGCCACUGCCAAAACCUCACCCACACACAUCCCUGAAAUAAAGACCAGAGACUUAA